GCUUUCAGUGUUUUGGUGUACAUAGGGUUGCCAGAUUCUUGAGCAUAGACUGGGAUUGAAUGCUUACGAGUGAAUGCGUGGCUUUACGAUUACGCUGACGAACUCACGAAGCAACAUACAGCGAUACUUUGCAAACACUCCCUGAGGUGGAACGGCCGCGAACGCUUUGUUAGAUGUUUUGGCUUGCAAACGAGAUCUCUGACAUGUGAACGCGGCACAAUGGCUCUAUCGUCGAAUUGCUGGAAAUAUCUAGUGUUGACCUUCAAUCUCUUAUUCGCUAUGUCAGCAGUGGUUCUCUUUGGCAUGAGUGGAUAUCUUCUGUACCGGUUGUUUAUAUACCGUCACUUCAUAGGAGUCGGUGUGGAAUAUCCGGCUAUACUGCUAUUGAUGUUGGCAAUCAUCACAUGUUCUAUAGCUUGGAUUGGAUGGAGAACUGCAAAGUCCAUGCACCAAAUACAUGUUAUAAUAGCGGGUCUGCUUGUAAUGCUGAUCGUAGUGAUAGAGUUCUCGUGUUUUGUGUGGGCGAUGGUCGUCUGGGACAACAUCGAGAUAGACAUCAAGACAACAAUGACUUCCUAUUUUCUGCUGACCAAGGAAAACAAGGAAGCCAGCGUGGACUCGGUCAGAUGGGAUAGAUUACACGUUAAGUUCGAAUGCUGUGGCGUUAGCGGCCCAAACGACUACAGUUCUGCUGGACACGUGCCCUUCUCCUGUUGCGGGCAGGGCCCUUUGGACUCCAUACAGAAGCCCUACACCUCCGACUGCACGACGCUUUACCAGCGAGGUUGCGGCAACCUCCUGCAUGACUACGCUAAACAGCAUCUGCUGUUGGUUGCCAUGGUUGCCCUGGCAGCGUCACUUCUGCAGAGUUCGGGUAUAUUCUGCACCUUCUUCCUUGCUCACGCGAUCAAGGAGCGGCGUCGGGCGUCCUUGCGACACUCAAUAUCCGUCCGGGAGGCUUUCGCGGCACCAGACGACUCUCUACUGUCACCACCCACAGCGCCUGCUCCAACCUUGCCAAAGUAUUGAAUUCCCUAGCUCUUAAGAUUUGAACUGCCUGUAAGCCAGCGCAUACAUAGACAUUUGCAGGCAGGGCAGAGCAUUUUGUUCGUAUCGUAACCAGUUGUCCAUUGUAACUCUAUUUUUGAAUUGACAAGUUCUUAAGGCGCGUUAAUCACUUUUUCGGUUUAGGUCAUCGAACCCUUCCUAUGAGCAGUGGCGUGCAUAGAGGGUAUGCACAGGGUGUGCAGAUGAUAUAAAAUGAAGGAAAUCUCCAGUAGGUAAACUAUUACUGUACUGUAAUUGUAUUGCAUACUGUAUAGUGUAUAUGUACAUAGAUUUAGUUAGUUCAAUCGACAGUCCCCGAAGACUGCCCGGUAUGUAUACUUUUUGACUUUUCUUAUUGUGCAGUGGCUUGCACAGCGUUUAUGUCCAGGGUAAGCAUAAACAGGAAGAUAGUGUUAAAUAGAAAAAUCCUCCUUCUAUACAAGUUAUAUGAAAUCUUAAGGUAGGCAGUUUUUGAGCUUUUGAGCAUGUAUAAAAUGCACUCCACUGUUAUCAUGUAAAAAAAAUUUUAAUGUAUAACUUUCCAAUGCAGUCUGUUUUAAAAAAUAGGAACAAAAAUUCAAGAUAGUUUUACUCCAAUGUGUGUUUUUUAGGAAAUAUUUUACAGUCAAAAGUUAUGAAAAUAUGGAUGCAUAAUACCACCAGUAAGAAAAAAUUGUUUUUUAAAAAUAUCAAACAAGCUUAACCAAAUGUUUUUUCUUGAGAUAUGAUAAUGUUAUACUAUUUUACUUAGUUUCCAAAAGUCCUUUCAUAAGUCGGGAGUAGAGCAUCGCAUCAUAACCGAAGCUUUGCAAUUGUCUAUAAAUUCAUUAGUUACGUUUGACUUAUAGGUAUGAAUUUUUGUUGGAAAACGAUAACGAUAAAGAUAAAAUGCCCUGCCCAGCGUUCACCAGUAUGCGUUGGCCAAUAAUGAUCUAGUUAAAAUGUUAACUAAGACCAUUAUCUCCUGGGUUCGAUGCCCGGGUCGUGCCAAAACUUUGAGCUAGCAUGACAUGAGAGAGAAUGUCAGAACUAUCUAGAUGUACCACGGUGGUGAAUUCCCGAGUCCAGCCAAAAAAAUGCUGGGUACUAUUCAGUUUUUAUCCAAUUCUUCCUUAAAGUACAAUCCGAAACUUUAAAAAACUUGUGAAAGAUCAUUGUUUGUGUCAAUCAUCUAAUGACCCAUGGUAGUACACUGCUCCCUUCUCUUUUUUAAUUUAGAUU
Molecule: messenger RNA, 2268 nt
Organism: Pararge aegeria (speckled wood butterfly)
Lineage: Eukaryota; Metazoa; Arthropoda; Insecta; Lepidoptera; Nymphalidae
Product: 23 kDa integral membrane protein-like
Exons: 6
Coding region: 220-1029 (269 amino acids)
Cellular component (GO): membrane
Source: RefSeq, a predicted model, not a curated record